Messenger RNA from Cebus imitator (Panamanian white-faced capuchin), 2636 nucleotides. It is a transcript of the gene PRR14, whose product is annotated as proline rich 14. Lineage: Eukaryota; Metazoa; Chordata; Mammalia; Primates; Cebidae. The coding region runs from base 773 to 2518 and encodes 581 amino acids. The record is from RefSeq and is a predicted model, not a curated record. The transcript has 11 exons. Gene Ontology annotation, cellular component: nucleoplasm.
AAACAUCUGAACCUUCUGUUCCCGGGCCGGGGGAGACCGCUGGGCGGGGACGCGAGGAGGGAGGGGGCGUCUGUGGGCGGGACCUCCCGGGAUUGGAGUGAAGGGGGUAUCUGCUUGACAGUGGAUCCCUGGGGAUCUAGGCUGAGUUCAGAAAUGCUCCAUCUCGGGCCGCCCCUGUCUGAGCGGAGCUUUGCGGCGCCGAAGCUCACAGGGGAAGCAGAAGCCCCGCCCGGCGUCUGAUUGGCGGAACCGCGCUGUAGGAUUCUUUCCGCAGGGAUCCAGUCUAGGGGAUCUGGUGGGAGGGAGGGUCGUCGAUGUGUGGAGUAUUGCUUUGGAGUCCUCAGCCACUCGCUAGGAGUGGACGAGGAUCGCAGAGGGAUCCAGCGGAAAUAGCCUCCCAGGACCGGGAUCCCCGUAGAUCCCGGGGGAUUUCGGGGCAUAAUUUGCAGGGACAAAGGCUUCGAGAGGCUGGGACCGUGGGAGAACUGGGGCCGCUGCAGUCCGGGUUCUGGCAGCAGGUGCCGGGCAGGGCGCGAGUGAUCCGCUGAUCGAGGCGGUGGCGCUGGAGGACACCCACUCCGGGCGGCCGGCCGGGGGCGCCCUUUCGCGCCCCAGGGCUACGGUCGCUGGACUACGGGGAGCUUCGGGCGGACCAUGAAGGGCGGAGCCCCGGGGAAGGGGCUAGCCCUCACCCCCCGCUCCACCGCUCCCCCCUUGCCCCAGGCCUCAGCCUGGGAUUCCCCAGGGAACCCCCGGAGCCGCCGCUUCUCCCAUGGACUUGCCCGGGGACUCCAGCCCGCCUGGCCAGCCGCGUCUGUGCCGCCAGCCUCUGACUCGAGCAUUAUGGGGAGCCACGAGCCCGAAACGGCAGAGGCUGCAGCCCCCGGCAGCCCCUUCUCCCCUGGAAAAGGCCUCUCGGCGGGUCCUGGCCGUGGUGCUGGAAGAUGUCAUGGCUGUUCAAAUGGUCCCCGUGGUGCCCCCGAAGGAGACCUCCAUCCCACGGCACCAGAGCUACCAUCAGGAUCCUGUCCACAGGCAGGCGCCUGCCUUGCCACCCCGGCAGGCCAUGUGGUCCUCGAAGGCCAAGCCUCCCGACCCUCUGCAUUUGUGCCGCGAGCCCUUGAGCCGAGUCCACCAGACCCCUUUCACCCUGAGGCAGCGAUCAAAGACAACCCCUGGCCCAGAGGAGGGCCCUUCACAAAAGGUGGACCGGGCCCCCCAGCCCACCCUGGUGGUGAUGCUGGAAGACAUCGCCAGUCCUAGACCCCCAGCUGAGGGCUUCAUUGAUGAGACCCCCAACUUCAUCAUCCCAGCACAAAGAGCUGAGCCCAUGAGGAUAGUUCACCAGCCAAUGCCUUCACUCGGGGACCUAGAACCCCCAUUCCAGCCAUCUACUCUGCCUGCAGACUCUCCGGAGAACCCACCGUCGGCCCCAGAUCCUGCUCUGGAGCUCCCAUCCACCCCACCACCGUCCAGCCUUUUACGCCCCCGCCUCAGUCCCUGGGGCUUGGCCCCACUCUUCCGUUCUGUCCGUUCCAAGCUGGAGAGCUUUGCUGACAUCUUCCUCACGCCCAACAAAACCCCACAGCCCCCGCCCCCGUCCCCCCCCAUGAAGCUGGAGUUGAAGAUCGCCAUCUCAGAGGCCGAGCAGUCUGGGGCUGCUGAGGGCACUGCCUCUGUCAGCCCCCGGCCCCCCAUCCGCCAGUGGCGGGCUCAGGACCGCAAUAUCCCAGCACCUCUCCCUAAGCCCUCUCUGGGCCGAAGCUACUCCUGCCCUGAUCUGGGGCCCCCUGGCUCUGGUACCUGCACCUGGCCACCUGCUCCACCCCAACCAAGCCAGCCACGGCCACGGCGGCACACUGUGGGUGGUGGGGAAAUGGCCCGAACCCCGCCACCCCCUCGGCCCUGUCUCCGGAAAGAGGUCUUCCCUCUCGGAGGAGUGGGAGCCUCCCCUUCUCUCGCCACAUCUUGCUCGUCCACGGCAUCCACUUCCUCCUUCUCCGAACCAGCAGAACCCAGGUUGGGUUCAACCAAAGGGAAGGAGCCAAGAGCCUCAAAGGACCAGGUGCUUUCAGACCCUGAGACCAAGACCAUGGGGAAGGUUUCUGGAUUUAGAAUACGCAGAACACCAGCCCGCCCUCAGCUAAACCUUACACCAAUGGGACUGCCUCGACCAAUCAGGUUGAACAAGAAGGAGUUCAGCUUGGAAGAAAUCUAUACCAACAAGAAUUACCAGUCACCCACAACCAAGAGGACCUUUGAGACCAUCUUCGAGGAACCGCGGGAGCGCAAUGGGACUCUGAUUUUCACCAGCUCGAGGAAGCUCCGUCGGGCUGUGGAAUUUCGAGACAGCAGCCUUCCUCGAUCUCGACGGCCGUCCCGUGGGGUCCGGGCUGCAGGGGGCAGGACUGUUCCUCCCAAUGUGGCCCCCAGCCCUGAUGUGGGCUCCCUGUUGCAGCAGCGGCUGGAGGAGCUAGACGCCUUGCUUCUGGAGGAAGAAACUGUAGAUCGGGAGUAGCCCCAUUGGACCUAGGUGCUCCAUCUGUUUGUCAUCCAUCCUGAAGGGACGGGAAACCUCCCAGACCGUUAUUUUUUUUUUCUCUAUAUUUCUAGUAAAGGUUUCGAUAUGUUUCUGA